CACAAGGAAUGAGAGUCAGAUCACCGUGAAAAACUAGCUCUCUAGUAUUAUAUAAACCUGCUUUUUAGUUAUUUUGGGGGAUUAUUUUGAAAAAACAGAGAGCAUGAAGGGAAACUGAAGAAAAAGAAGAAAAAGGAAAAAAGUUUCGGGAAGAAAGUUUGAGAAAGGCAGAGAAAGAAAGAAGCGAGAAUCGGAUUGGCCACUCACGACGAAGUUGAGAGAGAAGGUGUGAAGUGAGUCACUAAGCGUUGUGCCUCUCUUUUCUUCUUCCUUCGAAUCCCUGUUCUCUGCAUUGGCUCAGGAUGACCUCUCCUGAGAUCCUUUCGUUCAUGGAGCUAGCCAUACACCAGGCGAGGUUAGCUUUGGAUGCUCUUGAAGUACCUGUUGGAUGUGUAAUUGUUGAGGAUGGCAAAGUAAUAGCCACAGGCAGGAACCGAACUACUGAGACACGAAAUGCUACAAGGCAUGCAGAAAUGGAAGCUAUAGACGUGCUUCUUGGGCAGUGGCAGAAAAAUCGACAUUCAAUGUCUGAAGUUGCUGAAAAAUUCUCAAACUGCAGUCUUUAUGUUACCUGUGAACCAUGCAUAAUGUGCGCAUCUGCUUUAUCAAUUUUAGGUAUAAAGGAAGUAUUUUAUGGCUGUUCAAAUGAUAAAUUUGGAGGGUGUGGAUCGAUACUGUCCUUGCAUUCAAGUAACACCACAACAGUCAAUAAUGAAGUUCCAUCAGGAAAGAAUUUCAAAUCUACUGGAGGUAUAAUGGCAUCAGAAGCUGUUCUUCUCUUUCGAACAUUCUAUGAGCAAGGAAAUCCCAAUGCUCCAAAGCCACACAGGCCUUUAGCACGUCAGACAUGAAGUGUAAUUUGUAUAUCACCAGGAGCAAGUCUUUUUAACUUUAGCUGCAAGGGUGUAGACUCUUGGAUACAAACAAAAUCUCACAUCGGAUAAAAUAUAAAAUACACAUAUACACAUAAAAUACAUCUCUUAGUGAGAUGUCUUUUGGAGUAGUACCAAAAGCAAAUCUAUGAGGGCAAUUGAGAGAUCUAUGGAUAUGUGUGUAUAGAUAUAAUAUAACUUUUCUCUCUCUUGUUCUUCCAUCUUUUCUCAAUUUAUUAUUUUAGGUUUAGUACAUUAUUUUUUUUAGAGUUUCUUGUUAAUUAUUUUUUUUAGAAUUUCUUGCUAGUUUUGAUAUUUUUUAAAAAUUAGGAAAAUUCUUGUAUUUUAGAGCAGUUA
Molecule: messenger RNA, 1229 nt
Organism: Vigna angularis (adzuki bean)
Lineage: Eukaryota; Viridiplantae; Streptophyta; Magnoliopsida; Fabales; Fabaceae
Product: tRNA-specific adenosine deaminase TAD2
Exons: 9
Coding region: 303-851 (182 amino acids)
Biological process (GO): tRNA wobble adenosine to inosine editing
Molecular function (GO): tRNA-specific adenosine-34 deaminase activity; zinc ion binding
Source: RefSeq, a predicted model, not a curated record